Messenger RNA from Saccoglossus kowalevskii, 2143 nucleotides. Its product is annotated as KICSTOR complex protein SZT2-like. NCBI's taxonomy places the organism in Eukaryota, Metazoa, Hemichordata, Enteropneusta, Harrimaniidae. Gene Ontology annotation, cellular component: peroxisome. The record is from RefSeq and is a predicted model, not a curated record.
AUUGUUGGAGCAAUGAAAGAGAAGUUACUUGAUCUAACAUUGCCACAGAGAGCGAACCAACCUUCUGUGAAGACUGAAGCAAAGAAGAAGUCGUCUGGGACAGUAGUGGGAACGACUUCAAGACCACCACUACAGCGAAGUAUCUCUGAAAAACCAUGUGUUGUACUUUUAAAUAAACCAGUAGAAGACAUACUUGUAAGAUAUGAAAAGAUGCCAAUGGAUUUUAGUACACUUCAUGUUAGAGAGCCUGAAAACACAUUGUCAGUGUCACAGUCAAGGCGUAACAAGGCGGUUGCAACGUUGUUCAAUACAUUAUCAAAGUAUAUGUACCAUCAGCGCUGGAUAUGGUCUGCACAUACUGGCACCUCUGUACAGAUCUCUAUGCAAGCUAUUUCUAAAGUAUUGUCAACUUUAACCAAAGUACGCCUGGCAGAAGGUUUCAACUUUGCUCAUUGUAAUUCUGGUAUUAUCUCUUUUGUAACUGAGUUACAAAUGAAGGUUUCAUUGUUUACACUUACAGAUGUCUCAACUGAUCAAGAAGUAAAUUCAGAGAAUUGUGAAUCUGCUAAUUGCAUUCUCUUUCUAUUGCUACAUGAGAAACAAAGAUGUUUGAAUCAAAGAGAGAUUAUUUUGACAGACACAGAGUGUUAUGAAUUUCCCAAACUGGUGCUGCAGCGACAGAGAAAUGGUGAGAAUCCCCCAUUUAGUAUCAAUGAAGAGAACACACCUGUUCUACAACAACAGACUAUGGAACCUGCUUUGAGUGGAAGCCAAGUAUUGUCUUUGUUACCCUCUCAAGAAAGAGUAGCCGAUUUGUCAGAUUCACAACAGACUACCAGCUCAGCUCAAGAUACUUCGCAGUCUGAUCAACUGAGGCCUCAUUUGACUACAUCAUCAUCGCCUCCAAGGUGGUCAUGUUAUAUACGCCAUGUUGGGAGCUCUCGUCUCCUGAUAACCAUCAUGCCAGCUAGUUAUAAAGAUUUGAAAAAGAUAAUGAAAAGCAGUGCUGCCAUGGAAACUAUGUCAGAAGAUGCUGCUAAGGAAAACAAUAAAGAUGAGAAGAAGGUCUUACAAAUGGAAAGUACAAAAGUAGAAGAGAUGAAAUGUGACAAAAAUCCUGCUGAUUCUAAGAGACAUCAAUCUGGUUCCUCUGACAGCUACCCACGUCCAGUAUACCGAAGAGGAAGAAGUGUUGAUGCAAGCCGUAGGGCCAGUCAGCCGAACAAUGGCGGCUAUGGUAACAGUAAUGCUUUAACAUUACCAGUUUAUGUUUACGAAUGCAUAUAUUCAUCAUUAACAAGUCAGCUUGUGAACAAGGCAAAAGAAUCAAACAAACUGGAAGAUGUAUUUCAGGAUCAACGUUUCCAAAACAUGGAAUUUAACAGUUGGGAAAAUGAUGAACUGUCAGAAGGGAAUAAGAUAAAAGAGAGAACAACAAGUGGUGGGUCUGGCAAGUUUUUCAAAGACCAAAGACCAGCCUCUAUUAUAGGUCAGAACUUAGAAUUAAACUGGCAUUGUAAUACAUUAGUGGAUGCCUACCAGCAAUGCUUUGCUACUGGUUUGUAUAAAAGUCUUUGUACAGAACAGUAUGUUGACAGUGUGGAUGUACAACUAGUAGUGGAUCAACUCUGUGAAGAAUCUUGGCUAGAAAUUGAUGUGACUGACUUUCUACAGGCUGUAUGUGGACAUAUUAAUAAUUUCAGUAAAAAGGUUAAUCAAGAGGAACAUGCAAUGGAGAGCUUCCAAAGAACAGCAAGGCUGAAAAAUCAGAGAGACCAUGAUACUGAAGACAAAAGUCCAGUGUCUAGUAUUGAAGAGUUGGCAAAGACAUCAAUGCAGAUAUCAAGAACCAAUCUAGUGCUGCUAAGAAACCAAUGUGUCGAUUUCGACUGACUGAAUUGAAAAAUAGUAGAGUCUGUGAGACUUAUGAAGGUCUACAUAACUUUAUACAGAAGAAAUUUAAUCUGUUGUGGGGGCAGUAUUUUAAACCAGUGCCAUCAAAUCCAGAUAUUUAUUAUUACAUGACUUCAAAAGCAGAAACAAAUCUUUCUGAAGAGGAAGAUGAUGAAGAUGAUGAAGAUAAUAUUUUUGUUGAUGGUGGAUUAGAUUCAAGUGCAGCAUCAGAUCAGCUCAAUAAAGAAAU